UGCAAGCCCUCUAUAUUUCGAAGGUAUGUUGGGUUUGGGUCUAGUUGUGUUUCUGUACUAAUUGUGAAAGACUUCCGUGGCAUACUUUGCUAAAGGUCCGCUGGCACGUUGCCGUACGGCUUUUCAGUCGUGGCUAAAAAAAUGGAUCUCAAGUACCGAGAGACGCUUCCUUCGACUCUGAAAGACGUUAUGCUCAGUCUUUCGGACGAUGAAUCGACGUUAAAGAAGAAGAGAAAGAAUAAGAAGAAGCUUGGGAAAAACGGGCUUUACUCUACGGAGGAACAGUUUAUUCGGACAUGGUGGAAAGAUCGAGCGCUUGCAGAUCAAGGAGUGUCAACCGAGACGUCGCGGGACGCGGAGCUGAAGAAGCAUGUUGCUGAUUUACGGCUACGAGAAACCCAGCUCCAGAUCCUUCUCAUUCUCGAAACGAUGGCUCUGGAAGCCACUAUGGCUGAUGAAGCAAAGUCUACUGAGGAUGGUGACGGGUCCGACAAGACAAAAAUAUCAAAGCCUAAAAAACUACAAGAUUUGAAAGUGAUGCUUGAACUGCACCUCGAUCGGCUGUGCAUCUGGCAUGCUGUUAGCUUCGACGAUGUUGCAGUGUCUGAUCCAAAUAAAGUCUAUGGCGACAACGAGUCGGGGGGCAAGAAGGUCGAAAGUGAUGCCGUUCGGGACUUUUGUACUGAAGUCAUCAUACCCUUUUAUGCUUCACGCCUACCAGAUAAAUGCAAAUCGAUCACCAGGAAACUCGGGGUCCCUAGCGUGCUAUCGCCUUUCCCCAAGAAGCCCCAACCGAAGAAUGUGCCCCGAGCAGAGCCUGGGGCUGCUGUUGAACGGCAACCAUCACAAAAGCAUCCUCGUCGUACAUUGCAACGCGUAUUAACGGAUGAACAAACAGCCUCCAAAGGACGUCGACAAUCGCUGAGUCGCUUCAAUACAAUACCAUCACAAUCCGAGCGGGAGUCGAUGGAACCCUUGUUACCUUCCUUGAGCGCUAAUGUACGAGGCGGUAUUCAGAAGGCCAAGCGGGUAGACAAUCGUGAAGUCGACCUGAACGCUGUGGCCCGGCAGCAUGAGACCAAACUGAGGAAGAUGCAGAUGCUCAUGGAUCAGAAGAAGGAGCUCGACGCCGCGAUCCACGCCCUUCGGAAACCGAACAGGGAGCUUGUCGCCAAGGACAUUGCCGAAGAUGCUGAGAAGAGACGCACAGGUGGCAGUGCAAGGAAGCCGAAAAAUCCUGUCCGCAACCCGUUCGGAGAAGGUGUCCAGGUUGCAGCUACACCGAAGGGCAGCCGAAAGAGGGAUGCCAUCAUAGGCAUGCCUCCUCUUCCCCGAGGCUUGUCGAUGCAGUCAUCUACGCAACCAAAGGCGUCUUCAUUCUUUGGAGGUGACGGAUCACCUGUGAUCCCUGCUUCUACCACGCGACCCAAAUCAUUCUCUAUUACUUCCAGCUCCAGAGACAUGAAUGCGAUCCAGGAGACCCCAACACGACGGCCAACUCAGCCGUUAGGGCCAUUUGAUGGACCGGCAACCGGGGUGGCCGAAUCACCCCUUUCCUCCGGAAACCUCUUCCGCGUACCUCGGCGCCCGAUGCCCCGAUCGACCGACAUGGCACCGACAACGCCCGUCGCAUCACGGCGCACCAAGUCUCGUCCAGACAAGGCCACCGAACCGACCAGUUCACUCGUGAUGGAAACUCCACCGAGACAAAACCUCACAGUGCCACUUAUCCAGACCGACGGGCCCACAGAGGUAGCCGCAGAUACGCCAGUGAAGGUGCUCGGAACACCAGUUAAGGCGUCUGCCAGAUUAUCUGUCCCGACAAGCACAGCGGUGCCGGUGACACCCGAGAAAUCAAUCUACGCGCACUUGGGAUGGGACGAUGAUGACGAUCUUGGUUUGUAAACACAAGACAAUCAUGGCAGGACUUUGUGUGCUUAGCGGGCGUUUAGGGUUGUUGGGAUGGGAUUGGGUAGGACUGCAGUUUUUAGUUUCGAUACAUCAUGAGCAUAGACGACCUGAACCUAACAAUUUCAACAUGAGACUUUUCAAGUUU
Aspergillus caelatus is the source of this 2056-nucleotide messenger RNA. RefSeq lists its product as uncharacterized. Gene Ontology annotation, biological process: DNA replication initiation. NCBI's taxonomy places the organism in Eukaryota, Fungi, Ascomycota, Eurotiomycetes, Eurotiales, Aspergillaceae. Bases 142 to 1905 code for a protein of 587 amino acids. The transcript is spliced from 2 exons. The record is from RefSeq and is a predicted model, not a curated record. Gene Ontology annotation, cellular component: DNA replication preinitiation complex.